Molecule: messenger RNA, 1340 nt
Organism: Linum tenue
Lineage: Eukaryota; Viridiplantae; Streptophyta; Magnoliopsida; Malpighiales; Linaceae
Source: the annotation of a GenBank genome assembly
AGAGAAGGCAGGGUUUUAGCCUCAUCUUCUUCCGUCAUUUGCCAUGCCAUCUGAAAACGAAAAAGAGAGCAGGGUUUUAGCCUUCUUUCUAAGCCAUUUCUCUACUCUCAGUUGAAGGAGCUCUCUAUUUCGCUACUUGAUAUUCGUUUACAGAAGAACUCUACGCCGUCUUCCGUUUUCUUCUCUGUAGACGUCAAUUCGUCUCAAUUUGGGGGCUUUGUUCGACUGACGAUGAUGCCACUACAGAACCCUGUGUCUCUCCCCCGCAAAACCCCGCUCUCUUUUCGUUUGGAUGGAAUUCCUCUUCCUCGCCUUUCAGUUCCUAAGCUCGCUCCAGCUUGCGCUAACCACGUACGGAUAGCUGGACUCGCCGCAUGUUCUUCUUCCGCUUCCCUGAACUCUAGUCGCUCAAGCCUGUUUAUGGAUUUGGGCUCUUCUGGAGUUGGAAUUCGGCAGCUGGGCGUCGCUCGAUUUCGAGUUUUGGCGGUUUCUGGUGGCGGGAGUGGAGGAGGAUAUGGUAGCGGAAACUCUGGCGGCGGCGGGGGUGGUGAAGGCGCCGAUGCUGGCGGCUCUUCUCCCGGUGGAGAUAACUGGUCUUUGCUUUCAUGGUAUUUGAGUCUUCUGGCCAAGUAUCCUGUUCUUACCAAAGCUGUGACAUCAGGAAUUCUGAAUUUCCUUGGAGAUUUAAUCUGUCAGCUUGUGAUUGAUAAAGUUCCAUCUCCAGACUUGAAGAGGACUUUCCUAUUUGCCUUUCUGGGGCUGGUACUAGUUGGUCCCACUUUGCAUUUCUGGUAUUUGUGUCUGAGCAAGUUGGUGACGGUUCCUGGAGUAGCAGGUGCAAUCAUACGUCUCACACUUGACCAGUUCCUUUUCUCCCCGGUGUUCCUCGGUGUCUUCUUAUCAGCAUUGACUGUGCUUGAAGGAAAGCCGGCACAAGUUAUGCCAAGGCUGCAACAGGAAUGGUUCUCUUCUGUCAUAGCAAAUUGGCAACUGUGGAUACCCUUUCAGUUUCUCAACUUCAGAUUUGUGCCGCAGCAGUUUCAGGUUCUCGCUGCAAAUGUUAUCGCCCUGGCGUGGAAUGUGAUACUCUCAUUCAAAGCACACCGUGAGAUUUUGGAGAAAUAGCGGUCGAUAGAGUUGUAGCAUGAUCGAGGCUCCGAGUAUUGUACAUUUUUGUUGCUGUAAAAUGCUAGAAGGUGCGGGGGAAAAACUUUUAAAAUAGUUGUUGUUGAGGCCUCGAGGGCAUGUAUCAGAUCAGAGACUAUUCUGGGUGAAGCCAGUUUGCUGCUUUCAAUCAAACUCCAAUCCACGCUACUUGAAGCAAGGUAGCAAACCGCAAA